This is a messenger RNA of Cydia amplana, 1984 nucleotides long. Its product is annotated as sodium-independent sulfate anion transporter-like. Gene Ontology annotation, cellular component: plasma membrane. NCBI's taxonomy places the organism in Eukaryota, Metazoa, Arthropoda, Insecta, Lepidoptera, Tortricidae. Gene Ontology annotation, biological process: transmembrane transport. The transcript has 14 exons. Gene Ontology annotation, molecular function: sulfate transmembrane transporter activity. The record is from RefSeq and is a predicted model, not a curated record. The coding region runs from base 163 to 1956 and encodes 597 amino acids.
UGAAUAGAUUUUGAUCCUGCAUACUGCGUAUUGUAAACAAUAACUUAGUUAUGUAUUGCAAGUACAUUAUUAUUCAUAUUUGUUACUCCAAUUAGAUAAUACUACUGCUGCAUCAAAUGCACCUAAUAGGUAUUAUAUUCAGUAGUGUAGUGAUGUAACAGAAUGGACGUGGAUGAUCCAAGGAGACCGCUGCUGGGGCAUGCGCCGGCCGAGCCGAGCCGCGUCCGUCGCGCCGCGUCGAAGCUGUGCGGGCUGGAGUCUUGGCGGCGACGGGUCCCCAUCACAACAUGGCUGCCGAACUACAAGUCGAAAUAUUUGUUCAGGGACUUCAUAGCGGGAUUGACGGUCGGCCUGACCUCCAUUCCUCAAGGAAUCGCGUAUGCCAUAAUAGCAGGGCUGCCGCCUCAGGUGGGCCUAUACUCCAGCAUCUUUCCCGGGUUCGUGUACGCCAUAUUCGGCAGCUGUAAGGACGUCACCGUCGGCCCGACGGCCAUACUGGCGGCGCUGCUCGCCAAAUAUGUCGCCAAAGCCGAGGCGUUCGCAUAUCUGGCUUCGUUCCUGUCUGGAUGUGUCAUUAUGUUACUAGGAGCGCUGCAGUUAGGAUUCCUGUUGGAUUUCAUUUCGAAGCCGGUCAUCAGCGGGUUUACUGCGGCGGCCGCGCUGCAGAUCGGCGCCGCGCAGCUCAAGUCGCUUCUCAGGCUGACAGGAUCGUCGGGUAGUACAUUUCUGGAGGCAAUAAUCAAUUUGUUCAAGAAUAUAAAAACGAUACAUUUGUGGGACUCCGUUUUAGGCGUCACCUGUAUAGUCUUACUGCUGCUGUUGAAACGUUUAAAGGUCUCAACAGACACGAGUUCGAGCGCGGCGCGGCUUGGCUGCGCGCGCUCGUGCUUGCACUUGGUGCGCGCGCGCAACGCGCUCGUGGUGUUCGCGGCCGCGCUGCUCGCGUACCUGCUGUCUUUGAAGGGCACUCUGCCUUUCGCACUCACUGGUACUAUAACCGGCGGGCUACCAAAUUUCGCCCCGCCCCCAUUCUCAACAACCGUCGGCAACCAGACCCUUAACUUCCAAGACAUGCUGGUCGUGUUCGGACCGGAGGGGUUCGUGAUGCCUCUCGUCGCCAUAUUGGAGAGCAUCGCUAUAGCUAGGGCUUUUGCUGGCAGCAAACCCGUUGACGGCACCCAGGAAAUGUUAGCCGUGGGCGCGUGUAACAUAGUGUCCUCGUUCUGCCAGGCCAUGCCGGCCACCGGCUCCUUCACCAGGACGGCGCUCAACCACGCGUGCGGCGUGGUCACCCCCGCCGGAUCCAUGUUCAAAGCUCUACUAGUCUUACUAUCGGUGACGUUAUUCACUGAUGCAUUCUACUAUAUACCCCGCGCUGUGCUCGCAGCCGUCAUCAUGGUCGCUAUGAUGUCUAUUAUAGAACUCGCUAUCAUACCGACACUAUGGAGGAAUAGCAAGCUGGAGCUGGUAGUAUACUCGGGCACAGUAAUAGUGGGGUGUACACUCGGCUUGGAAUAUGGCAUCGCGGCGGGCGCGGGCGGCGACGCGCUGCGCGCACUAGCGAGCAGCGCCAGGCCGCAGCUACACCCCGCCGUGUUCAAGGUGGGCAACGAGUCGUGUAUCUCCCUGACCCUGACGGGUAGCCUGGGCUACGCCGGCGCGGAGCACUGCGCAGGCGCGGUCCGCAAGCACGCGCGCGCGACGCCGCUUGUGGUCGUGCUAGACGGACGGCUGCUGACUAGUGUGGAUCUUGGGGUUGCUGAGAGCCUCAUCACCACGAUCCUGGACCUGGAGGGUCAGGGUCACCGGUUCCUCUUCUGGAACUUCUCGCCGCGACACCAGAAACUGCUGGUGGAGCUGCAGCCUAACUUCGACACUAAAUUCGUCACUGGGCCCAGCAUAGACCAGCAUAUACUAGCUUUAGACAUCCAAAGAAGACCGACGGUAGUAUACUGAAAAUAAGAAACUCCUAUUAAGAGAAAAA